AUGUCAAAUCCACUCUCACCCCUCUCAUCCUCCUACCAGAACGCGCGCGCACAAUCUCAAAUGGCGAAUUCUUCGCCCUUCCUUCACAAGACCCUUGACCAGCCCUCGGAACAAGUUAUUCCCUCAAGCCCAUUGAAGAGAGAAUGGACAAGCCAUGCCGUGCCGAGUCAAGAUGCCUAUGAUGAAAACGAAACCUACCCUAACGACCCCGAGAACGAGAAUGAACACGAGAAUGACGAUUUCAACGAUGCUGAAUCAUAUCAACAAGGUGCCAGCUCACCGUUCCAGUUUGACGGAUGCGAAGAUACUGUGGAUUUCCAGAAGCUGCGAGAAAUGCGACAGACCUCAUCCCAAUCACACCCACAGCUUGAACCACUAGAGGAGGAGAGCCCUGCAAGCUCCCCAUUCCGUCCGCAUGUGGCAGAGGAUACAGCUGAUUUUCGAGGGUUGCGCGAGGUGCAACCCAUGUCACCUGGCUUGGAUAAGCGGUUGGCCCUAGAGGAGCCAAUGAGCUCCCCCUUCCGUCCUAAUGCCAUUGAAGAUACAGUGGAUUUCCAAAAUAUGCACGAGGGUCAACAGUCGUCUCCUCUGCCAUGCCCACAGCUUAAGUCAUUGGAGGAGGAGAGCCCCGGAAGUUCCCCAUUCCGGCCUCAUGUCAGAGAAGAGACAGCGGGUUUCCAAAAACUGCACGAGGGCCAGCCUAUGUCUCCUGGAUUAGGAAGGCGGCUAGCUCUAGAGGAUCCGGAGAGCUCCCCAUUCCGCCCUGAGGCGCGGGAAGAGACAGUCGACUUUGAUCGCUUGCGCGAAAUGCAGAAUGACUCGCCGAUUCCUAAAGCGCGGCCAUUGCCCGAUCCCGCUAGUUCGCCUUUCCGCCAUGAGGCAAAAGACGUGAGAGCCGAACCAUCCGAUCUGCAUGAGAUAAAACAAGCUUCACCAAUGGUGUCUAAGUAUUCUUCGCCUGCUGUGGCACUGAAUUCGCCCGUCCGCCCUGAAGCAUCAGAGACGGCUGAUUCCCCGAAGCCACACGAGUUGAAGCAAGACUCACCGGUGGCAUCUAAGCGUUCAUCCUUUGCUGCAGAAUUGAGCUUACCCGUCCGCGACGCAGCGCCAGAGGCAGUUGAUUCCCCCAAGGUACAUGCCCAUGCGGAGCCACCAGUAGCAUCCAACUCCUCUUCCCCUAUUCCAGUACCCACUUCAAAGGAAAAUACUCUUAAUCCUCGCAAGUCGCGCCGGAUAUCUCGUGCAUCACUUGGGCUUAACCAGCGGCCGGUUGCUGCAACUCCCCGCAAAAGAUCGUACGACCAAACACCUCAGGACUUGGAGGACGAUUUACAAAUGAGUGAGCGCCAUAAGAAGGGUAUGGUAAGCCGACCAGAUGCACCAGCGAUUCACAUCGAUGUCGAAGAGGAGCCUAGUGUAGUCCACGACCAGAGCGUCCUUUCCGCUACGAGUGCUGCCCACGACCGAUCAGCAAUUGGCAACAGCAUGAUUGAGGACAAGCACAACGAAGGGAUGAGCACGGUACUUCAUGAAGAUGGCAACAAAGAAAAUAUUUCACUCGAGAAUUCGAUGGCUGACGACUCAAUGGAUGACACUUGUUUGAGCACGUUUUCCGCCAUGCCUGAUAUGACUACAUUUGCAAAGCUCCGCGCCCAGUCGCCGAUGAAGUCAAUGCGAGGCAGUGUCGCCCCCAGUCCAGCUCCCACUACGGAUGGGCAUCGACACAGUAUCGAUCCGACCACCCCGGGCACAGGGCGCAGGGCAUACAGAGCGAGUGCCUAUCUAGAUGGAAAUUCACCUAUGGGAUCGCCUACGCCGAGGCCCAGAGGCCCGCGGGACAUGGCUAAUCCAGCUGACUCCGCCAAUUUGCUUGAUUUCACCGAUCAAAUGAACUUCUUCCCCAUGUCAUCACUGUUGGACUUUGAUAUUCCAGCUGCACCUACCCCUCGAUCCAUUCCCACAGUCACUCCCCGUGAAUUGGAGUCACUGAAGUCCGGCUUCUUGUCUGAGAUAUCUUCGCUCAAAGCCACUCUCAGCGGCAAAGAGGCUGAGGUUGCAAGCCUAAAGCAAGCAGUGGCAGAUGCGGAGAGACGUGUUGGUGAGGCUCUGGAAGAAGUACGCAACGAAGCCGCCGGCAAAGAGGUGCUGGAAAUGGAACAGGCCGAGUGGGAGCGUCGAGUCAACGAGAUGGAAACUGUUCUGCGGUCCGCCCGAUCCGAAUUAGUGGAGGGGGAGCGUGAGCGUGAUCGCCUGUCCCGAAAGGCCGAAGAGGCCGAAAAGAUCAAGGAGAACUUAGAAGGCAAAGUUGUCGAGCUCGAAAGCCAGCUUUCUGCUGCACGCGCUGCGACUGCUUCUAGCAAUGGUACAGCUAGCUCAUCUCACCAGUCUGCCCACUCACAGUCUGUGCACUCAGCUGAAGACACUGCGCGAGAAGUUCAGGACGCAGUUGAAAAGGUCGCUCGCGAGCUUCAUGUGCUCUACAAGGGAAAACAUGAGACCAAGGUUGCGGCUUUGAAAAAGAGUUACGAGUCUCGCUGGGAGAAGCGUUUGCGUGAGGCGGAGAAGAAGCUCACUGCUGCACGCGAGGAAAACGAAACUCUCCGUGCCGAACGUGAUGCUGCGCAAUCUGAUUCGACAGCCGCGGCUAACACCAGUCUCGUCGCUCGCGAGAAUGACGAGCACGAGGCCGAAAAGCGUGUCAUGGAGGCCCAGAUCAAGGGUCUACAACGAGAAAUGGCUGCUCUUAAGGAUGACACUGAGCGAAUCCGUGCAAAUCUGGAAUCUGAACGCGCCGAGAAGGGCGAGCUUGUUGCUGCUGUUGAUGAGUGGCUAGCCAUGCAGCAGGCGCCUGCCCCAUCUCAGCCUCGAGACCGCGAGCCGUCUGUGGCAUCUUCAGUGCACAAUGACCACAUUGACGAGCCAGCUCAGCCAUCCCGCGAAGUCACACCCGAUGACUUCCGUCGCAGUGUCAGUCGUUCUGUGUCUGGAAGCGUCCGCCCUCCUGCCACUACGGAAAAGAGGAUCCCUAGGUUCGGUGCUCCCAGCGGUCAUUCUCGUGGUAAUAGCGGUGGCAGAUCUGGCAUUGCAAUGCCUACUCCCGGCCGAGGUGGGAUCAUGAGUUCAAUUGAGAGGAUGGGCCGAGGUGGUGUUUAG
Penicillium mononematosum is the source of this 3153-nucleotide messenger RNA. RefSeq lists its product as uncharacterized. NCBI's taxonomy places the organism in Eukaryota, Fungi, Ascomycota, Eurotiomycetes, Eurotiales, Aspergillaceae. Bases 1 to 3153 code for a protein of 1050 amino acids. Gene Ontology annotation, biological process: mitotic spindle organization; cell population proliferation. The record is from RefSeq and is a predicted model, not a curated record. Gene Ontology annotation, cellular component: cytoplasm. The transcript is spliced from 2 exons.